ACCCCCAUGUACUUCUUCCUGGGGAACUUGUCCUGCUUGGAGACCUGCUACACCUCCACCAUCCUGCCCAGGAUGCUGGCCAGUCUCCUGACUGGGGAUAGAACCAUUUCAUAUAGCGGCUGCAUCACACAACUGUACUUCUUUGUAUUCAUGGUGACUGCCGAAUGUUUCCUCCUAUUAGUCAUGUCUUAUGACCGCUACUUAGCAAUAUGCAAUCCCUUGCAUUAUGCAGCACUUAUGAGAAGCUGGGUUCGCAUACAGCUAGUGUCUGGCUCUUGGAUAAUGGCCUUCUUUACUAGUACCUUGAUAACUCUUUUGAUGGCCAGGUUAACAUUCUGUGGCCCCAACAAAAUUGACCAUUUCUUUUGUGAUUUUGCCCUGAUGCUCAAACUCUCCUGCAGUGACACCAGCCUGAUUGAAGUGGUGAAUCUAUUACUGUGUUUUGCAAUUAUACUUCCUACAUUCCUGUUAACCCUGAUGUGCUAUGUUUGUAUCAUUGCCACCAUCCUGAGAAUCCCCUCUACCACCGAGAGGCAAAAGGCCUUUUCCACCUGUUCCUCCCACCUCAUCGUAGUUGCUACUUUCUAUGGCUCACUCAUCAUUAGUUACAUGAUACCAACUGCUGGCACUGCAGGAGACCUGCACAAAGUGUUCUCUGUCUUCUAUACUGUCCUGACACCCUUGGUCAAUCCUCUCAUCUACAGCCUGAGAAACAAAGUGGUCAAAGAGGCAUUGAAGAAAGCUGGAGGCAAACUGGCUGCUUUCAUAAGGAGGUGA
This is a messenger RNA of Terrapene triunguis (Three-toed box turtle), 777 nucleotides long. Its product is annotated as olfactory receptor 11L1-like. Lineage: Eukaryota; Metazoa; Chordata; Testudines; Emydidae. Gene Ontology annotation, cellular component: membrane. Gene Ontology annotation, molecular function: G protein-coupled receptor activity; olfactory receptor activity. The record is from RefSeq and is a predicted model, not a curated record. Gene Ontology annotation, biological process: G protein-coupled receptor signaling pathway. The transcript has a single exon. The annotation marks the transcript as partial.